CACUCCAUUUCCCAGGCUGCUCUCUGGAUGCAGGCAGGAAGGUUGAGUGUAUUACACUGGCCCCACCUCCUGAGGCUCUCUCUGCAGCUGCUGGACUGGACACAAAAGCAUAAGAGACAGAGACACCAUCUCUGCUGAUUUGUACCCAACUCUGAUUCCUGGUGCUGGGAGGCCGCGUGUCACAGAAGCCAGGGCAGGAGCCCCACACUGCUGCUGUCUCCAUUUCCCAGGUAUCCUGAGCCAAGCAAAGGUUCUUCCUAGGAGGAGUGGGCAACAGAAGUGCCCGAACACCAUGGCACAAGUGGACUCCCAGGACAGGUGGGGCGAAGUGUCCCCUCUCGGCAGCUUGACCCAGGGGGCGCGUGGCGGCCAGAUGCUGCGCAUGAACUUAGCCAGUGAGGAGGAGGAUGGUGGGGAGACAGGAGAUAAAGAGGGCACUGGGGACCUGGCGGCCCGUGCAAGGGGCAGCUCCCCAGCAACUCACGACAAUCCGGCCUCCCAGCAUCCACCCGAGAAAGAGGAAGAGAAAUUAUCUGACUGCUUCAGUGGGAAGGGCCUGGGGCAGAAAGUGACGGCGAUGCCUGGGAAGGCCGGUUGGGGAAGAGAGGUGUCAAAGAUCACCCAGACCCUGGGUGCCCCUCCCAGCGGCCACUCUCAUAAGCUGUUAGGUCAGAUGCAACCUCCUAGGGACUCGCUACCUGCGGGCGACGAUGAAUGCAGGAGUGCAAACCAGGAUGCCGCUGUGGAUGUCCCAUCCAGCCUACCGGGCACUGGAAAGUAUUCUUGUGCGCAGAAAGACAUCGAAGCGUCCCCAGACAUCUCUUCCCCAGCGUGUUUCCCCAGGCCAGGGCGCAGUUGGGACCUCCCCACGCGGGAGACGCACACACCCGCCCAGGGCUCGGCAGUCCCGGCCAGCCUGGCAGCCGCGGUGCUGGCGAAAGCGCGUCUUAGCAGGAAGGGCCAGAACCAAGCGGGCGCGCGCGAGGGCGGGCAGGCGGAGGCGCGUCCCUACAGGUGCCUGCGAGGCGGCCAGGCCUUCCAGAAGGCCCGCAAACCGCCGAGCCCGGCGGAGACGCGCGGCGGCGCCAAGCCGCACGCGUGCGAGCUGUGCGGGAAGGCCUACUCCCACCGCGGCACGCUCCAGCAGCACCGGCGCCUGCACACGGGCGAGCGGCCCUACCGGUGCCCCUUCUGCGACAAGGCCUACACCUGGUCCUCCGACCACCGCAAGCACAUCCGCACCCACACUGGCGAGAAACCCUACCCGUGCCCGGACUGCGGAAAGGCCUUCGUGCGCUCCUCGGACCUGCGCAAACACCAGCGCAACAUGCACAGCAACGACAAGCCCUUCCCGUGCGCCGAGUGCGGCCUGACUUUCAACAAGCCGCUGUCGCUGCUGCGCCACCAGCGCACGCACCUGGGCGCGAAGCCCUUCCGCUGCCCCGCCUGCGACCGGGAGUUCGCGGUGGCCAGCAGGAUGGUGGAGCACCAGCGCGUGCACUCGGGCGAGCGGCCCUUCCCCUGCCUCACCUGCGGCAAGUGCUUCACCAAGUCCUCCAACCUGUACGAGCACCAGACGCUGCACACCGGCCAGAGGCCCUUCAAGUGCGCCGACUGCGGCGUGGCCUUCGCGCAGCCCUCGCGCCUCGUGCGCCACCAGCGCAUCCACACCGGCGAGAGGCCCUUUCCUUGCGCGGAGUGUGGCCAGGCCUUUGCCCGCUCCUCCACCCUGAAGCGGCACCAACAGAUCCACUCGGGGGAGAAGGGCUUCCUCUGCGCCGAGUGCGGCAAGGCCUUCCGCAUCGCCUCGGAGCUGGCCCAGCACGUCCGCGUGCACAACGGGGAGAGGCCCUACCAGUGCGGGGACUGUGGCCAGGCCUUCACCCGCUCCAACCACCUCCAGCGACACCGAGCCAAGCACGGCGCCUGCAAGGAGGAGCCCAUCCCUUCUGCUUCUGACGAGUGAGGCUCCAGCGGCUCUCAGGGGGUGGGAGACACCAGACCUCCCUGCUUGGAACCCUCCCCCGUGGACCCACUCACAUGGUGUUGCCAGCCAGCCUCUCUGGUCAGCGUGUGUAUUUGCUCUCUGGUAUAGAAAGUAACUGCAGGGAUAGCACCCAGGCGUGUCGUUUCGUGUCAGUGUUUCUUCUGAGUCUCGGGGGUCAUAAGCAAUGGAAAAGGGUGAGACAAAGUAGCGGGAGCUGGUCAGGAAUGUAGUUCCUUGGGUUGGGGGAUCUCCAUCAAUCAGAAAUUAUUUGUAGAAUUAUAUGCUGGACACAGUGCAGGGCUCCAGGGAUAUGGCAGGGAAAAAAACCCUGUCCUGUCUUGCCCCCAAAGCCAUAUGCAAAUACUAAGAAGGCAUCUGGGCUGGUCCUCCGAAGAGAAAGGGGCUUUUUGGUUUUUACAAGAGGAAUCCCAGGAGUGGUCCUUUUGCUGGACUCUCCCCCAAGCAGCAAAGGUGACCUGGGGGAAACGCAAACCCAGACAGACAGCCCAUCAUUUCAGUACCUGCUGAAAUUACUUUACCCUUGGGAAUGUCUUUUUAAGUCUUGGCUUUAAAUAGAGGAGAGCCUUAUCUUAGAGGGGAGUUUAUGUUCUGUGUUUAGGGACCAGUUAGUCUACAAGUUCAGAACAGCCUUAGUAUCUGAGAAAGAAGCCCAUUCCUCUUUACAGGGGAGCUUAGAAACUGGAUCUAACUUGAGAGUUUCACCCACAAAAUCCAUGCCUAUCUCCUCUCUGGCUGCCUCUUUUCUUAUUUGCACCCUGGGAGUUUAAGUCACAUGUAGCAUUUGUGGAGGAAUUGGCCCAUUUACAGAGAGACACAUAAAUUUUCUCCAGACAAGCCUCACCAUGGUUAAUGAAAGUUUUUGGGUUCAU
Molecule: messenger RNA, 2877 nt
Organism: Microcebus murinus (gray mouse lemur)
Lineage: Eukaryota; Metazoa; Chordata; Mammalia; Primates; Cheirogaleidae
Gene: ZNF648
Product: zinc finger protein 648
Biological process (GO): negative regulation of transcription by RNA polymerase II; regulation of immune system process; regulation of cytokine production
Cellular component (GO): nucleoplasm
Molecular function (GO): RNA polymerase II cis-regulatory region sequence-specific DNA binding; DNA-binding transcription repressor activity, RNA polymerase II-specific
Source: RefSeq, a predicted model, not a curated record